Fonsecaea pedrosoi CBS 271.37 is the source of this 537-nucleotide messenger RNA. RefSeq lists its product as uncharacterized. The transcript is spliced from 2 exons. The record is from RefSeq and is a predicted model, not a curated record. Lineage: Eukaryota; Fungi; Ascomycota; Eurotiomycetes; Chaetothyriales; Herpotrichiellaceae. Bases 1 to 537 code for a protein of 178 amino acids.
AUGGCGACAGAAGUCAUUGUGCGCGAGUCGUCGCGCCGGCGAUAUAUCUGGCCCGAAGUACAACUGAAUCUGUGGAUAUUCAUCGUGUUGGCCGGGUCAUCUACAGUAUUGGGCAUCAAUGCGUGGUUCAUCGCCGUGCAGGAUCAAUUGCAGGUUGGAAUUCCUUGGUUAUUCCCCUUCGCCGUCAUCUGCGGCUCCCUCACGAUUGUCUUCCUCAUCAUCAUCCUCAUCCUCGCGGCACGCCGGUUACUCAUCCCGGGCAUCAUCCUCCUGGGCAGCUUCGUGCUCUUCGUGCUAUGGGUGACCACUCUAAUAGAGACGGCCAUUCAACUGUACGGCGACGGCAAUGUCAACGGCAAUUGUAACAACUUUGUCCAGAACCAAGAAUAUCACGGCGUCUCAAUAGAGACGCUGGCGUGGCUCACGCAGAGCAACAUCUGCGCGUGUUGGAAGGCCAGUUUUGCGUGGAGCAUAAUACUGGCCGUUUUGUUUCUGUGGAUGAUGAUCCUGAGUUGGCAGGUGCAGAACUACGAUUGA